This is a messenger RNA of Vicia villosa (hairy vetch), 745 nucleotides long. RefSeq names its product small ribosomal subunit protein uS12. The transcript has 4 exons. Lineage: Eukaryota; Viridiplantae; Streptophyta; Magnoliopsida; Fabales; Fabaceae. Gene Ontology annotation, cellular component: ribosome; cytosolic small ribosomal subunit. Bases 151 to 579 code for a protein of 142 amino acids. Gene Ontology annotation, molecular function: structural constituent of ribosome. Gene Ontology annotation, biological process: translation. The record is from RefSeq and is a predicted model, not a curated record.
AAAAAUAAACUGGCCCAAUGUUAUUUGGUUCAGAAUCAGAUAUAUAAAGCUCUAACUUUCAGUCUAUCAUAUAGUGAUUAGGGUUUUUGCUGAUACCUGUUGCUCGACCUUCCUCCAUCGCCUCCGAGUUCAACACAGAAGACCGAAGCCAUGGGUAAGACACAUGGAAUGGGAGCGGCUCGCAAGCUGAAGUCUCACCGGAGGAGGCAAAGGUGGGCUGACAAGUCAUACAAGAAGUCUCAUCUUGGUAAUGAAUGGAAGAAGCCUUUCGCUGGAUCUUCCCACGCCAAGGGAAUUGUCCUUGAAAAGAUUGGUAUUGAGGCUAAGCAGCCUAACUCUGCCAUUCGUAAGUGUGCCAGGGUUCAACUCAUCAAGAAUGGGAAGAAGAUUGCUGCUUUUGUCCCUAAUGAUGGUUGCUUGAACUACAUCGAAGAAAAUGAUGAAGUUUUGAUUGCUGGAUUUGGAAGAAAAGGUCAUGCUGUGGGAGAUAUUCCCGGAGUUAGGUUCAAGGUUGUGAAGGUUUCUGGUGUAUCCCUUCUCGCCCUCUUCAAGGAGAAGAAGGAGAAGCCAAGAUCUUAAGUUUGUUGUUGCACUUUCAUUUUAUUUAGUUCCGUUUAAGUAUGAAGAAUUUUGUUUCAUUUUGAAUGAGUUUUAUGGACAGUUAUGUUUGUCUGAUUAUUUUGUGGAACUUAUUUUUGACUUAGGAACAACGUUUACUGCCUCUCUUAAUUGUGUUUCUGCUCUA